This is a messenger RNA of Sardina pilchardus (European sardine), 2350 nucleotides long. It is a transcript of the gene ecm1b, whose product is annotated as extracellular matrix protein 1b. The record is from RefSeq and is a predicted model, not a curated record. NCBI's taxonomy places the organism in Eukaryota, Metazoa, Chordata, Actinopteri, Clupeiformes, Clupeidae. Gene Ontology annotation, biological process: regulation of bone mineralization; signal transduction. Bases 219 to 1814 code for a protein of 531 amino acids. Gene Ontology annotation, cellular component: extracellular region. The transcript has 11 exons.
ACUCUACCAAAAACUUAUAAAUAAUGCGCGCUCUAAGUACGUGCACUCUGGGGCAGACUCAGGGAACAGUUUAAUCAGACGUCGGUUGCUUUGACGUGCCACCAGACUGACCUAUAUCCGUUUCCUGAACUUGGGAUAUCUGUGGACCAGUUUUCAUUUGGCUACGUCUGUCACGUUGAACGGCAGCCCAACAGUUUGCUGUGUUUUGCUACGAAGCUAUGGCCCAGACAAAGAUGUUGGGACAUAUGCUAGUCGUCAUCUGGCUUGGGGUUUCGGCCAGUGCUUCAAGCGAUGCUGAAGACAUGGGUCAAAGGGAGGCAACGUUUGACUUGAGUGAACUUCUUGGACAAGCAGGUCACAGUGACCCCAAUCCAGACAUGUCCCAGAGAGAGGUUACAUUUGAUCUGGCUGAUAUUUGGGGUCUGGAAGACACAGACGACCUGAUGCAGAAGGAGGUAACCGUUGCUCUACCUGACUUCCUGAAGGAGAAAAUUUCCAACUACUCUGGACCAGAUAUAACACAGAGGGAGAUAACAGAUGAAUUUGAAGUGGAUCUCCCCCCUAGAGGUCCUGCUCAGUUUGGCCCGCGUGGUUAUGCACCUCAUCCUCGUAUUGAAUUUCCCCCUGGUCGCCCCACAUCGGAGAACAUCCAGGCAAUUUGCCUCUAUGGCACUGGGCGACCGCGGUACCCUCAAGAUUUACUGCCUCGUACUGGCCUUACCUACCUAGGCCGCCAAGCUGAUGCCAUUCACCGCACAGAGGCCUGGUACAGUCAGCAGUGUUGUCAAGGCAGCUGGCAACAGAACAUAGACAGGACCUUGUGCUGCGCUCAUCAGGCAUGGAAGAAGGCCCUUGAAGAGUUUUGCAAUGACGAGUUCUCAGUGAAGACCCGCCACUACCACUGCUGUAGGCUGAACGGCCACGCCAGGUUGAACUGUUUUCAGAGAGAGGCACCCAAUCCCUCCUACAAGUCUACCACGCGCUACACUGGACCUGAACUUCUGCCUAGGGGCUCAGCCUUCACCUUCACCAACAACUGCAAAAGACACAACACGAGGCAAUCUGCUGCUGCUGCUGCUGCUGCUCCACGGACCCUGAGAGGAGAAAAAACAAUAGUCCCAGACAUCAGCUUUCCACCCGGCCGACCCACCUCCUCCAACAUCAAGUGGGUCUGUAAGCUGCGGAAAUUGCGACCACGCUAUGUUACCAGCUGCUUGCCUCGUGGUGGCUACGGAUGGUUAGCCCGUCAGUCUAAGGCCUUCAAUCGCCUUGAGAGGGGCCUGAAGCGCUGCUGCAAGGGGAAAAAGGAAGUGCUGGCCUGUGCUGAUGAGAAGUGGAGAGAGGAGAUGAACCGUUUCUGCCAGGAAGAGCAUGGUGUGAAGACCAAACACCACGCGUGCUGCAGACUGGCGGAGGGAGAGGAGCGCCUAUCCUGCUUCUCCUCCAAAGCGCCACAUCCACACUACCAAGCUGAAAUGAUGAGCAUGAUGAUACAAACCCCGCCUUUUCCUCAACUUAAACUUGUCUGUGAAACACACAAGAUCCUCAAGAAGCUACAGAAUAAUGUUCCUGUGGCCAGUGUUGUGAAGAAGUGCUGCCACCUUGUGCCAGAACAGAGACAUGCAUGUUUGCAGGACACGCUGGACAGCCUGCAAAGGGAGAAAUGCUCAGAAGAGCCUCCGUCUCCCAUGGUGACCCCAGACUGCUGUGGACCAAAUCCCAGCAAGUGUUUCUCGGAUUUGCUGCUUGAGUCCAUCACAAAAGCUAUGGAGACUCCAAGUUUCAGGAGAAGAAGGUGCCCUCUCUAUCAAUAAAUCCUGGCAUCCAGAAACGUUGGAGUAGAAAGAGUUCAGUAGCCGAUGAAAUAUGACACUUAUAGCCACUGACACACUGCAAUUUAUAUUUGAUACUACUUUUGUACACUUUGAAAUUAUAUUUCUGUUAUAUUUUGGGUACAUCACAAUUACAUAUUAUAGGUAUGUAAACAAUUAUCAAUUAUUUCAAAAUGCAUGGCCAGUUCAGUAGGUUUUCACCUUUCCACAAAUAAAUAGGCCUACAACUUUCACCUACUUUUGGAAACAUGAGCAACGAGACCUUUCUUCAACUUAUAGAUGUAGAAAGGUGUUUACUUUGAUGAUCAUCUUUUAAUGGUGUUGUUGGCAGAACCACUACUAGUUCUUACUUGCAAAUUUGAUUAAAAUAACAAAAUAGGCACCAUAGGCCGUAACUUUGUUGCCUAUUAAGGUGUGGUAGUCUAGCUAUAGCCUAGCCUACUGAGUCAAUGUCUUUGUAAUUUCCCUGGGAAUUUAAAUGUUCAUGAUUGACAAAUAAAGUUUUUUUUUUACUGACA